This is a messenger RNA of Malaclemys terrapin pileata, 1978 nucleotides long. Its product is annotated as dual specificity protein phosphatase 13-like. Gene Ontology annotation, molecular function: MAP kinase phosphatase activity; protein tyrosine/serine/threonine phosphatase activity. The record is from RefSeq and is a predicted model, not a curated record. Gene Ontology annotation, biological process: negative regulation of MAPK cascade; protein dephosphorylation. Gene Ontology annotation, cellular component: cytoplasm. Lineage: Eukaryota; Metazoa; Chordata; Testudines; Emydidae. The transcript is spliced from 5 exons. Bases 785 to 1384 code for a protein of 199 amino acids.
GAAUGAAAGCACCUUCACUUAAACUUUCUUCCAAAUGGCUUACAUUGUGAUUGCUAAACAUCUUAUAGACUGUCUUUCUGCUUAUGACCCAAAAACAACUGCAAUCACAGAAGGAUGCUGAAGCUAUUGAUUACUCUGAUUUUAGAGCAGAAGUCUUCCUUCUCCCAGUAGCAGAAGCUGACGGAUAAACUUUCAACUAUCAAAGUGAAAGCAGACACCUGGAAGUAACCAAGAGCAGUUUCCAUUCUAGACAAAUUUCAUGCAAAUCUUAAUAAGGUAUUCAGUGCCCAGAUGACAGAUGUAUUAGACAGAUUUCAGCAACCGAUUUCCAAUUUUAUGCAACUUAAUAAAGUUGCCAGAAACAAAUCUAAUCUUUCUGGAAAUCAGUCUGUAAAACAAGAGGGGAAAUAUUGCAACUUUCUUGGUCAUCAGACACAAAUAUCUUUGUUGGGAAUACAUUGGAGGAAUGGAUUAAUAAAAACAGGAAAAAAAUCAUAUUCCUUUUUACUUUGGCUAAUUACAUUAUAUCCUGGACUACUCAACAGUCUGCUCUGGUACAAUGGAUUUUAUUCACCAAGGAUUUUUGCCACCAAAGCAAGAACCAGGCUGAAUUGCACCAGGUCAUUGCUUCGUCUAAGAGAACAUCAGCCAGAUGAAAUUGGUCAAGGAAUAAAUCAAGUAGAAGUAAAAGACCUUUUAAUCCACAAUCACACACAUCCGCACUGCCUGGAGAAGGAAAGGCUCUUUGCGAUACCACCUGAGUGCGUGAAACAGAAGAGCAGGCAUGCUGAACACCAAGAGCUAUUCCUCUGAAACCAGCAGCCAGGCACCAUAUGAAACACCAGCACUGUCUGACCUUCAGAAGCUGUUCUGGUUCAGAGGAGGGUCUGACAAUCAUUUGGACCAAGUCUGGCCAAACCUAUUCCUGGGAGACGUCUGGGCUGCUAGAAGUAAAGCAACUCUUCAAAAUCUCAAUAUUACUCACAUCCUUAAUGCAGCAGAUGGGCCAUACAGUAUCAACACAGGAGCCAGAUAUUACAAAGAUCUGCAAGUAGCGUACCAUGGAGUAGAAGCGUUCGAUGACCCUUCCUUUGAUUUAAGUAUCUUUUUCUAUGAUGCAGCUAAUUUCAUAUACAAAGCCUUACACACACCAGGAGGUAAAGUGUUCGUUCACUGUGCCAUGGGGAUAAGCCGCUCUGCAUCUUUAGUGCUCGCUUUUUUAAUGAUCCAUGAAAACAUGACGCUUGUGGAGGCUUUAAAAAUGGUGAAUUCUCACAGAGAGAUCUGCCCAAAUACAGGAUUCCUGAGCCAGCUCCGAGACCUGGACAUCAAAUUAAAUGAAGAGAGGAAAGGAGUUAGAGAAUCUGCCAGCAAAGAACCAUAAUACAGAACUGCACAGAAAGUGGAUGCAACACCAUCAGUAUUUUCUGGAUCUCUUUUAAAAUGAAUUAUGUUUUCCAAACCAAGGGCAUAAACUGAAAAUGCAGCGUAACACAUAGUCUAUAUGUAAAUGCUUAUUUGACUUUAUUAUCUUUACAUUGUAUAAAGCCUAUCUAAAUUCUACCCGCAGCGCAAUUGGCUUUGGUAUUCUUCACUCCCUGCCCUCAAAUGUUGUGAGAAAUAGCUGUAAACUGUUAAGCAGCUGCCAAGCUCCACCCUAGAGGUGGCUGCAUUUCAGUGAUGCAUGACAUUUAUAUUAGUCCGUGAAGUGUUAGGAUUCUUUGGGGGUGAAAAGUGCUUUGUUAUUAUAUUAUUUGUACUUCAGUAGUGCCUACAGGCCCCAAUCAGGGCUCCCAUGGUGCAAUAUAUGUUUAAGAUUGUUAAUGUUUUGAGGUUUUAAUGUUGGCAUCUGUUUGUUAUAGGUUAUAACAAUUUGUGCAGCAGUCUGAGCCCCUUGGCUGGGCCAUGGAGGCUCUUUAGAUAUAGAACAGCUGGGAAAUGUUGAAGCCACUCUCUUAAGAAACAAUUCCAGUCUGUU